This is a messenger RNA of Pseudophryne corroboree (corroboree frog), 714 nucleotides long. It is a transcript of the gene TMED6, whose product is annotated as transmembrane p24 trafficking protein 6. NCBI's taxonomy places the organism in Eukaryota, Metazoa, Chordata, Amphibia, Anura, Myobatrachidae. Gene Ontology annotation, biological process: intracellular protein transport; Golgi organization; endoplasmic reticulum to Golgi vesicle-mediated transport. The transcript is spliced from 4 exons. The coding region runs from base 4 to 714 and encodes 236 amino acids. The record is from RefSeq and is a predicted model, not a curated record. Gene Ontology annotation, cellular component: endoplasmic reticulum-Golgi intermediate compartment; endoplasmic reticulum; Golgi apparatus.
ACCAUGCUCUCCGUCGCCGUGCUCCUCCUGGUGCUGCUGUGCCCAGGCUUGCCGCAGAAGUCCGAGCCACUCAGCGGCCCCAACUCGCAGCCGGUAUUCCGCGGAGCCGAUCGCUACGACUUCGCCGUCUUGGUGGGACCUGCGGGGACGGAAUGCGUCUGGCACUUUGCACAUCAGAGUGGCAAUUUCUACUUUGGCUACGAGGUACAAUGGACAUCAGGAAUAAUGCAGGACAGAUACGUCUCCGCCUCGGCUCACACUCCACAGGGAUUUCUCAUUGAGACCUCCAAGGAUGUACGAGGACAAAUCAACUUCCAGACCAAGGAGACUGGAUUUUACCAGCUGUGUGUGAAUAACUGGCAGAACCACUUUGGCUCAGUCCAGGUGUACCUCAACUUUGGCGUAUUUUACGAUGGAGUAGGACCUGAGCAUCCUGAGGACCACAGGCAGAAGCUCAACGACACACUGGCAACUAUUGAGGAAAGCGCCCAUCUCGUACAGAAUCGCGUUCUGCACAUGUGGAGAUACUAUAACUUCGCCCGCAUGAGGAGAGGCUCCGACUACUACAGGCUGAUGUCCAACUAUCACUACGUGAACUGGUGGUCGGCCGGUACCAGCCUGCUAAUCGUGGUCUCCGGGGUCCUGCAGCUCCACUUCCUAAAACGCCUUUUCCUGGUGAAGCCCACCACGGAGACACAAAAGCCACGGUGCUGA